CCGGAAGCACGGGCUGUGUGCCCUUCUAGCCUUCUCAUCUAUGCUCACGCCGGUCGCGAAACGCCUGUUACCGCAACGGGAGAACGAGAUCCGUGCGCAGUGCAUCCUGGGUAUUGUAGUCCCUCCGCCCCUUAAUGGCCUGUUUUCUUUGAGAGAAGCCUGGGGAAGAGAACUGCACUUCCCAGCGUGCCUCGCUCCAGCGCCGUUUGCCCGAGAGGGGAUGAGGAGGAAGGCGACCGGGAGCCGCUGAGCUCUUUGCAGCUUCGUCCAGCCGACGCAGGGGCAGGAUGUAUACGCUGCUGUCUGGGCUUUACAAAUACAUGUUCCAGCGGGAUGAAUACUGCAUCUUGAUCCUCGGGCUGGACAAUGCUGGGAAAACGACCUUCCUGGAACAGACCAAGACAAGGUUCACUAGGAACUACAAAGGCAUGAAUUUCUCCAAGAUCACAACCACUGUGGGCUUGAACAUUGGCACCAUAGAUGUGGGCAAAGCCAGGCUAAUGUUCUGGGACCUCGGAGGACAAGAGGAACUUCAGUCUCUGUGGGACAAGUAUUAUGCCGAAUCUCACGGCGUCAUCUACAUCAUCGACUCCACCGACGAGGAGAGGCUGUCGGAAUCGAAGCGAGCUUUCGAGAAGAUGAUAACCAGCGAAGUCCUGGAAGGUGUUCCGCUGCUGGUUCUGGCUAACAAACAGGACGUCGAGGGCUGCCUAUCAAUCCCAGACAUCAAGACGGCGUUCAGCGACUGCAUCAACAAGAUUGGGAAGAGGGACUGCCUGACGCAAGCCUGCUCGGCUCUCACUGGCAAAGGGGUGAACGAGGGAAUCGAGUGGAUGGUGAAAUGCGUGGUGAGGAACAUCCAUCGCCCCCCGAGGCAGAAGGACAUCACGUAAAGAACCACGGAGGAACCAAGUUCUGGCCACCUUUUGUCCAGAACGGCCUCGUUUCACUCUGACUCUUUUCUCUGUCUCUCUCUCUUUUGGAAUGAAGUCCCCGGACCUCCUGGUCCGUCCCUGGCUCGUGCGCGUCGAGCGCACACGCCACAUCGUCUUUUGGCGUCUCGCGAAAGGACUCCUCGACUGUGAAGGACUUUGACCGAAGCCUCGUUCUACCGAUUCCUUCUAGGCCCUUAGCACAGAGGGCGUAGUCUUCUCCCCUUAACCGGGGGGGGUGGGACGGCCGUAAGUGUUUGGGGCUCAAGUCACCCCUGUGCCACUUCGACCCGCAGGGCUGAAGACCCUCUAGUUGGCCGAUCCCAAUGGAAACGGACGAUUAAAAUACAUUGGGUGUCUCACAUUCCGAUUUCGUCAGAAGCGAUUGUUUUUUUUUUCAAACCUGAAACGGUGGCCACGGGCUUGCCUGUUCCUUUGUGACGAUACCUCACCAGCGUAAGUGGGAAUGAGGGGCUUAGCUGGGGCGAACGGCCCCGGUUCGAUCUGCAUCGAUACGGAGUUAGAAUCGAUGUAUAGAUUUCAUUUUCUCUCGGUUUGGGGACGACAGGCAGCGGUCAGGCCCAGAGGUGGGUCCCAUCAACUGAAAGCUCUCUUUUGGAUGACCAUCGCCUCAGCCAAGCAGAGAAAACGAGCUGGGAACCAUUCUCUUGUGGAGCUGACAUAACGCUCUAUAUAUUUCUCGGAUCCAGAAACGCUGUAUGGGGAUUGUUCUCCAAUAAAGUUUCAUAUCCCUCUGUA
Molecule: messenger RNA, 1691 nt
Organism: Heteronotia binoei (common prickly gecko)
Lineage: Eukaryota; Metazoa; Chordata; Lepidosauria; Squamata; Gekkonidae
Gene: ARFRP1
Product: ADP ribosylation factor related protein 1
Exons: 8
Coding region: 288-893 (201 amino acids)
Biological process (GO): Golgi to plasma membrane protein transport; protein localization to organelle; intracellular protein transport
Cellular component (GO): Golgi apparatus
Molecular function (GO): GTP binding; GTPase activity
Source: RefSeq, a predicted model, not a curated record